Messenger RNA from Cimex lectularius (bed bug), 967 nucleotides. RefSeq names its product UPF0454 protein C12orf49 homolog. Gene Ontology annotation, biological process: positive regulation of SREBP signaling pathway. Lineage: Eukaryota; Metazoa; Arthropoda; Insecta; Hemiptera; Cimicidae. Bases 144 to 731 code for a protein of 195 amino acids. The record is from RefSeq and is a predicted model, not a curated record. The transcript has 4 exons.
AGUAACCACAGCUAUAACCUCUUCCCGCUCCCGUUAACAAGAUAAAAUCUCAUAAUAUUUACACAAUUCUGUUAUUUUCUUUUGAAAUAAACUUCGUUUGACAGAAUCUGUAGGUCCGACAGUUAUGAACGUAAAUUUGAGAAAUGGCAUUGACGUAUCUGUCGAAGUUUAUCAGAAAGAAAGCCGUCCUCGCGAUUAUAUUCACAUUUUCCCUUUGCUACUGCGUGCUCAAUUUUAUUCACGAGGUCCCGUUCUCCUCGACUGACGACCUCGGGUCCGCCAACCUCAGGAACUUCGACUCCCUCAUCUGGCACUCUGAGCAGGAUGACACGGACAACUCGAGCAGCAGGCUCACCACGUGCAGGAACUCGGUCCAAGGGAAAAACUUGAUGGUCGACGACAGAGGCUAUGUAUGUUCGAGAUUUAACGUCCUUCCGACCGGCUGCUGUGACUUAUCAGUGCAAAAUGUGCGAUAUUCAUGCGAGACUUGUAGAGACAACGGCUGCUGCAGUAUAUACGAAUAUUGCGUCUCUUGCUGUCUCCAGCCAAAUAAGAAAGCCCUUCUUCAGGGGAUGCUUCAAAGAGCUCCCGACACGUUUCACGUCGUCUUCGCAUCGGUGACUGACCAUUACGAACUCUGCCUUGCUAAAUGCCGCACCAGUUCGUUGAGUGUUCAACAUGAAAACUCAUACAUUGACCCAUCAGCAAAACAUUGCUACAAUGAUGCAUAGCUCCUACAAAAACUAGAACAGAAUAUUAAUCUAAAAAUAAAAAUGAAUAUUAAAAUUGACCUAGAAAAACAACUUGUAAAUGGUGGUGUUUAUCAUUUGCAUUACAUUUUGUACAUCAGUAUUUAUUAAUUAAUGAAUAAUAUAUCUGUAUUUUUUUAAAUAAAUAAAUAAUAAUAAAAUUUGUUACCAAAGAUAAGGCUACCUAAGUUGCCAAUUUCAUUAUUUUUUAAUAAUUA